This is a messenger RNA of Gekko japonicus, 4366 nucleotides long. It is a transcript of the gene DHX37, whose product is annotated as DEAH-box helicase 37. Lineage: Eukaryota; Metazoa; Chordata; Lepidosauria; Squamata; Gekkonidae. Gene Ontology annotation, cellular component: nucleolus; intracellular anatomical structure. Gene Ontology annotation, biological process: maturation of SSU-rRNA from tricistronic rRNA transcript (SSU-rRNA, 5.8S rRNA, LSU-rRNA). Bases 26 to 3460 code for a protein of 1144 amino acids. The transcript is spliced from 27 exons. Gene Ontology annotation, molecular function: RNA binding; ATP binding; ATP hydrolysis activity. The record is from RefSeq and is a predicted model, not a curated record.
GGUCGCUGUCUUGUGUUUGGCCGCGAUGGGUAAAGCUCGCAAGAGGCAUAACUGGAAGGCGCGUUUGCCGGACGAAUCCGGGCAGCGGGAUGUGCCAGUUCAGGAGACCGUGCAGCUGGAACUGGGGGAUGAAACCACCUUGAAAGGGGUGGACGCCAGCAACGCCUUGGUCCUUCCACCACGAACGGCCAAAGGGCCAAAAAAGGUGUCCGAGAAACACCCAGAAAAGAAGCCCCUCAGCAAGAAGCGGAAGAAGCUUCUGCAGAAAGUUCUGGAGCAGAAGGGGAAAAAAGAAAAGCGUGCCGAGUGGCUCAGGAAGUUGAGUGAAGUCCAAGCUCCUGAAUCUGAAAUGAAGCUGUUGUAUACCACGUCUAAGCUGGGGAUGGGAAAGCGCAUGUUCCAGCAGAAGCGGACAGUCCAAGAAGUGAGCGCCUCCUGUCCAGAAAGAAUUAGGAGCGUUGGGGGUGCAAACAGGAAAAUAAGCAGACUUGAACUAGAUGUCAAGGAGGAGGAGGAGGAGGAAGGCUCAAGUGAGCAGGAAACAGAGCCAGAAGACCAGGCGCAAAAGGACACCCCGUUGAUCCUGAAUGUUGCUUCAGCACCACUCCAGCAGCCCACAGAUGUCGCCACGGAUCCACCCAGCACGCCCAAGCCACGUGGUCCAGCUUCCAAGCCCUCUUCGGAGCCUGCGGUCUUCAUUCCUGUGGACAGAGCUCCCGAGAUUCAGGAAGCCAGGCUGAAGCUCCCGAUCCUUGCCGAAGAGCAAGUCAUCAUGGAAGCCAUUAACGAGAACCCCGUGGUCAUUAUAUGUGGAGAGACCGGCAGCGGCAAAACUACUCAAGUGCCCCAAUUUCUCUAUGAAGCAGGCUAUGCCAGCUCCAAUGGUAUCAUCGGCAUCACAGAACCCCGGCGUGUUGCAGCUGUGUCCAUGUCCCAGCGUGUCGCAAAGGAGAUGAAUUUGUCACAUAGGACCGUUUCAUACCAGAUCCGUUACGAAGGCAACGUGACCACCGAGACCAGCAUCAAAUUCAUGACUGACGGUGUUCUGUUAAAAGAAAUCCAGAAGGAUUUCUUGCUGUCCAAGUAUCGCGUCGUUAUUCUCGAUGAAGCUCACGAAAGAAGCGUGUACACGGAUAUCCUCAUUGGCCUCCUGUCUCGCAUCGUGCCCCUUCGGGCCAAGAAGGGGCGUCCACUGAAGCUGAUUAUUAUGUCUGCCACUCUGCGUGUGGAAGACUUCACCAGCAACACAAAACUGUUCCGUACACCUCCUCCAGUUAUACAGGUGGACGCGCGGCAGUUUCCUGUGGCAGUUCACUUUAACAAGAGAACCCCGCUGGACGACUACACUGGGGAGUGUUUCCGGAAGGUUUGCAAAAUUCACCGAAUGCUGCCCUCAGGAGGCAUUUUGGUGUUCCUCACUGGCCAGGCCGAAGUGCAUUCGCUCUGCAGGAGGCUGAGGAAGUCUUUUCCUUUCCACAGGAAUGCGCCUCGAGGUGGCGAAGAGAAGGAGGAUUCAGUGGAAGAAAUGAAGAAAUUUAAGAAAGCCAAACGCAGCAAAAAAGUGGUACGUGUGACAACACUACCUAACAUUGAUCUGGAUAACUACUCUGUUAUGCCGGUUGACGAAGGAGACGAGGACAGAGAGGCUGGCGACGAGGAUGACGAAGAUGCGGACCUUGCGGGCUCAGAUCUGGAUCUUGACUUGGGAGACAACGGCUUAGAAGAUGAGAAACCAGACUCUUCUCUUCCGCUGUACGUUCUUCCGCUGUACUCCUUACUGGCGCCAGAGAAACAAGCCAAGGUUUUCAGGCCCCCUCCUCCUGGGACAAGGUUGUGCGUCGUGGCCACCAACGUGGCCGAAACGUCUCUGACGAUCCCCGGCAUCAAGUACGUGGUGGACUGCGGGAAGGUCAAAAAGCGUUUCUACGACAAAAUCACCGGGGUUUCAUCUUUCAAAGUCACCUGGACGUCUCAGGCUUCCGCCAACCAGCGGGCCGGCCGAGCAGGCCGCACGGAACCGGGCCACUGUUACAGGCUGUACUCUUCGGCCGUCUUCAGCGACUUCGAGAAGUUCACUCCUCCGGAGAUCACCAGGCGACCCGUUGAAGAUUUGAUUUUGCAGAUGAAGGCGCUGAAUAUCGAAAAGGUGGUCAACUUCCCUUUCCCGACACCCCCACCAACGGACGCGCUUGUAGCGGCUGAGGAGUUGCUUAUCGCUCUGGGGGCCUUGCAGGAGCCCCCCAAGUCUGGAAGGCCAAAGAAACUCCAAGAAGCAAAGCUGAGCUGUCCCAUCAGCCCCCUGGGGGGCACCAUGGCAUCGUUUCCGGUGGCGCCCCGUUACGCCAAGAUGCUCGCCCUCAGCAGACAGCACAACUGCCUGCCCUACAUGAUCACCUUAGUGUCUGCCUUGACAGUUCGUGAAAUUUUUGAAGAGUUUGACAGGCCUGCCGUGAGCGAAGCCGAGCAGGAGAUGCUCAAGGGGAAGAAGGCGCGGGUGGUACAGAUGCAGCGGAUCUGGGCUGGGCAAGGACCCUCUCAGAAACUGGGAGACCUCAUGGUAAUGCUAGGAGCCGUGGGUGCCUGUGAAUACGCCGGAUGCACGCCCAGCUUCUGCACCGCGAACGGCCUGCGCUACAAAGCCAUGGUGGAAAUCAGGCGUUUGCGGGGGCAGCUCACGACGACAGUGAACUCCAUCUGCUCCGAUGCCGGCCUCUUUGUUGACCCCAAAAUGAAGCCCCCGACAGAGGCCCAGGUGACCUACUUGCGGCAGAUCGUCUUGGCGGGGCUCGGAGACCACGUCGCCCGAAGGAUCCAAGCAGAGGAGCUCCUUGAUGAGAAGAGAAAAAAUGGUUACAAGACUCCCCUUUUGGAUGAUCCAGUCUUCAUCCACCCCAACUCCAUCCUCUUCAAACAGCUGCCCGAGUUCGUGGUCUAUCAGGAAAUCGUCGAAACCACCAAAAUGUACAUGAAAGGUGUUUCAGCCGUCGAGCCAGAAUGGAUUCCUCUCCUCUUGCCUAUGUACUGCCACUUUGAAAAGCCACUAGAACAUCCUCCCCCCUCUUACUGUCCUGAAACGGGCAACAUCAAAUGCCACAGGCUGAGCGUCUUCUAUCGAGUAGGAUGGCCGCUCCCUGCCGUGGAGGUGGAUUAUCCGGAAGGCAUUGAUCGCUACAAAUACUUUGCCAGGUUCUUACUGGAAGGGAAGGUCUUUAAGAAGCUGGGCUCCUUCACCCGCUGCCUGCUGUCUAAUCCAGUCAUAAUGCUGAAAUCAUGGUCCAAACUCCAACCGAGGACAGAAUUCCUCCUGAAAGCGCUGGUGUCCGAAAAUGCCGAUAACCGGGAUGCCUUGCUUGCCGCCUGGAACAGGAACCCAGAAUAUUUGUUGGAGGAAUAUUGCCAGUGGGUUCCGGAAGCGGCGCGUGAAAGCGUAUCUAAAAUCUGGCCACCGGUAACACCAUGAACUGCCAAGUGAGUUUGCUGUCCCCCCUCCACAAAGGUUUCUCCUAGAGCUUAGCUGCAAAGACCCAACAGAAAAAGAGAAAUCCUUAUUUGCAAGGAAGAGACUGGCUUAUUCACGGACACACAGGCAGUCUGCACUCUGCAGUUGCCUGCAUGGGUUCCUUGCAGUGCCUUUGCAUCGAUGAGCAACUUGCAUACGUUUUACUGGAAAGGAGCAGAUCCACAGGUGCGAAAGAACAUGCACGCAGGUGCUCUUCUUCCCUAGGUACAAAUGGGGAUAUCGUUUAUGUGCAUUUGUUGGAGGUCUGAUCCACACCGUUUAAAAACAAGCACGACGUCACCAGACCAUAGUGAACAUAUCUGUGGUGCGCAAAUGUGCUUUGGUGCUUAGCGAGUAUGAAAAAAAUGAGGGGUGUGAGGUUUAAUUGUGAGCCUGGCGGCUUGACCUCUGUACUCCUGGGUUUCAUGGCAGCGGAGAGAGUGGCGAACUUUGCUGAGAAACACACGUUCAAGGACGUACAAAUCAGGACAGAGAGCAAACUAACAGAAAAUAAACACAACAGGCUUUAAGCAUAGGGGAAAGAAUGUGCCUGUUUUUGUAAGUUAUGAGGAUCCCACUUCCGUCCUGACGGACAGUGUUCACAGCGUCCCUGAACCUCAAGGAAGAGCAUGAUAACCUCAAGGAUAUUCUGUCCUUCUUGCAAAACGAUACAGCCUAAAAGCUUUUUAUCUCCAAAGGAAAAACAACAACACAAGAUUAAAAACAGUGAAAAAUUAUCCAACAAGAAGCCAUCAUGAACGCUGCUAGUGGAAUGCUGGGGUGAUCUUCUAUAGACAUCAAGUUGUGGUCUUUAUUUCCGUGUCCAACUUGAAAUCAAAGCUUGCAGAUGACCUUGAAAUUGCUCUU